Peromyscus eremicus (cactus mouse) is the source of this 886-nucleotide messenger RNA. It is a transcript of the gene Atpaf1, whose product is annotated as ATP synthase mitochondrial F1 complex assembly factor 1. NCBI's taxonomy places the organism in Eukaryota, Metazoa, Chordata, Mammalia, Rodentia, Cricetidae. Gene Ontology annotation, biological process: mitochondrial proton-transporting ATP synthase complex assembly. The coding region runs from base 209 to 871 and encodes 220 amino acids. The record is from RefSeq and is a predicted model, not a curated record. Gene Ontology annotation, cellular component: mitochondrion. The transcript is spliced from 6 exons.
GCGCGCAGAGGCUGCUGGUCCCGGGAGGGAGGAUGUGAAUCCCGGCAGACUCCCAGGAGGAGACGCACCACUACACCCACAGAGCGGGUGGGCAGAGACAAGAGCCACCAACCCUUAGCCUCCCUGUCCCUUAUCCACUCGGGCACCCGGAACCUUGCGCGCGCGGAACCUCGGUGGCGGAGCAUCGGCGUCACGGACCUUGAAGGCGAUGGAGCAGGCGCGCGGGCCGGGGGCCGAGGCUGACGCUCCAGAGGAGGAGGAGGGGGAGGCGCGGGCGGCCAUGGCGGCCGUGGUAUCAGCUGCGGGUGGAGCGUGCCCCGCAGUCCUGCAGGUGGCCGGCCUCUACCGGGGGCUGUGUGCAGUGCGCAGCCGCGCCCUGGGGUUGGGGUUCGUGUCACCAGCACAGCUACGCGUGUUCCCGGUACGCCGGGGCUCCGGCCUGCCCUCGGGGGGAGCAGACGGUAGUGGGGUCAGCGAGCUGGAAGCUAACCCCUUCUACGACCGCUACCGGGACAAGAUCCAGCAGCUGCGCAGGUCUGACCCAGCUGCCUUUGAGUCCCGCCUGGAGAAGCGCAGUGAGUUUCGGAAGCAACCAGUGGGGCACUCCAAACAAAGUGAUUUUAUCAAAUGUGUGGAGCAGAAGACAGAUGCCUCAGGGAAACAGCCUGUGAGCAAAGGAUUCACUAAGGACAAGACUCUCAGUUCAAUCUUUAACAUUGAGAUGGUGAGAGACAAAACUGCAGAGGAAAUAAAACAGAUUUGGCAGCAGUAUUUUUCAGCAAAAGACACAGUCUACGCAGUUAUUCCUAAAGAAAAGUUUGAUUUGAUCUGGAACCGGGCUCAGUCCUGCCCAACUGUAAGUCUGUGGUAAUUAUUUAUGUGGAAA